GUCAUUUUGUCAUGUGAUUACUUUCUCGUUGUUAUCGUGGUCACUGUUUAAUAAGAAUUGUAGUUGUCUGCUGAUAUAUUUUUCGGUUUAAAAAUGAUCGCAGGGAAAGCUAAUGAAAUGUCAGAUUUUCAAGUCCUUUCGGCAAUAGUGAAAUACUGUUUAAUGAUCAUCAGUAUACCCGUACUGUCGUUUUUCCUAGUUAAAGUAAUAGUAUUUGACGGAAUUUUAAGACUAGAACCAAUACCAAGUAGCGUGUCCUCUGCCGUAGUAGCAAUAUUAGUUCUACACGUCGCUCUGGGAACUUACAUCUACAAGGCAUAUUCUGAAGCAGAAAAAGCCCCCAAGCCAACGAAAAAGGACUGAAAAUACUUAAGUUUACGUAUAAAUAUUUAUAAGUUAGCUUACACAGCAACUUGAGUGUGAGUAAUAAUUUCCCCAACAGCAUGUCAAAAGGAAAAGAUGACAAAUUGUAUAGGUAGUAAGAAUGUAUGAAACUAUUUAUUAUAAUAAUGACUAAGACAUAUUUAUGUGAUGGGAGAUAUUCUUUUGAGGAUGUUCCAUAGAGCAUUUUUUGUUAUAUUUAAUGGCAAUCACCUUCAAAAAAGGUGUGCGUCAAGCUAGCGGCCUCAAAAAAAAAAUGGGCACGAAAAAAUAAUUUGACCAUACCAAAAAAUAGUACUCUUAUUGAAAAAAAUAGUACCUGUUGUAAAAAAAAUAGUACCAUCACGGUUCUGGAUUUAUAGCCAUGUUUUUUUGCACUUGCUAGCUUGACGGUGAGCGAAAUUUGGCGAGAGUUAACGACAAGGUCUUUCGCUUUGAUUUAAACGCCAAAAAAUAGUACCGAAAUAGUACUCACCCCCUGCAAAAUACCGAAAGUAGUACUUCAACGGUUCCAAAGUUAUAAAAGCAGUUCUUUGAUCCCGCUAGCUUGACGUUUUGAAAAUACCUAUUAUCUGGGGAACGCUUGCAUACUUCAGUAUGUAACUAAUGUCAAUAAACUCGUAUGAAAUAGUACUCCCUACCAUCAUAAUUUUGAUCCGAUUCUCUUUGUAGAAAUGUUAAAAAAUCAUCAUAACCUAUGCCAUACAUUUGUUGUUGAUACAGUCACGUAGACAAUUACAUAACCUCACAAUUUAUUCGUAAGUAUUGCCAUUUUGGAGGUCUACCCUACCAUUUCUUUGCACUUCAGAGUGUUGCUAUUACAAAAAAUUCCUAUUGCAUACACCCAUAUGCACUAAUUUUAAUAGAAAAUGGCUGCAUGGGUCUAGUUCUUAUCGAAAACAAUCUGUGAUUUUAAUACAUCAUAAUACAUUUUUAAUCUGCUGUUUUAUUUUAUAAUUUAUACCUUCAUGUUGAAUUUGUUACGGAUCGAAGUGUUUGUUAAUAAACAAUUUGCAGUAUUUGUAGAAUAACUCAA
This is a messenger RNA of Pectinophora gossypiella (pink bollworm), 1417 nucleotides long. RefSeq names its product vacuolar ATPase assembly integral membrane protein VMA21 homolog. Gene Ontology annotation, biological process: vacuolar proton-transporting V-type ATPase complex assembly. NCBI's taxonomy places the organism in Eukaryota, Metazoa, Arthropoda, Insecta, Lepidoptera, Gelechiidae. Gene Ontology annotation, cellular component: endoplasmic reticulum membrane. The record is from RefSeq and is a predicted model, not a curated record. The coding region runs from base 94 to 363 and encodes 89 amino acids. The transcript is spliced from 2 exons.